UGAUGCUCUUUGUUAUGUUUUCAUGCGCGUGUGGUUGUGGGUGUGUGUGUGCGCAUUAUCUCGGUUUACACAGUAAAGAUCCGAUUCCACCAAUUGACUGUCUCAGUUAUGGAAGGGAGGGGUGGGGCAAAACAGAACAAUGAGUGACUUAGAAGUUGUUUUUCUUUUUUGCCCAUGCAUGAGUCAGUCUGUAUUUGUUGGUUUUGUAUAGGCUUCCACCCAUGCAGCCCCGAAAGAAUAAACUCGGUAUUUUCCUCCAGUACUGGCACCUGAGUGGUAGAGAGCCAGCUGCGGUCCCAGAGCAGCUCGCCCUGCGAUGGCGGUGGGCCAUUCCUUAUAAGGAAGACAAUCCCAAUGCAGUCGGCCCAGCAGAGCUUAGUCAUGGGGCCUGGAGCCAAGUCCCACUGUUUGGUCACUGCUGCUGCUGCACCUUCAAACCUCCAGAUUUCACUGAAGCUCGCUGGUUAUUAAACCCCCCCCCCCCUCCGUAGGUAAGCAAAUCCAUGAAUCCGAGCGCCCCUCCCAGGCCAAGCCUCACAGCUGUAGCAACCAGGCCUCGGGUCAGGUUCGGGUCGGGUUCACUGACCUCAAAGCUGCAGGGGCCACAGGUUGUACUGGGUUUGUCUCCAUCACAGACCUGUGGUUCUGAGGGUGUAUCUCAGCCACAGCAUGUCCAUGACAAUUUUCACACCUUUAGAGAUUUUCUUCCACCAAGCCGAAGAGGCAGAACUGCUUUCUGUGGGGCUUUUCAUCCUUAAAAUUUAUUAAAUACAAAAGAAAUAGAACUUGUGACUGCCGAGAGAUGGUAAAGAAUGUUUGCUUUGUUUGUGCCAAUUAAAAAAAAAAGAUUAUAAAAUAUGUGGAUUGUCACACACUGGGAAUGUGGACACUGCACAGGCUCUGGCAGCAGAACAGCUACUGGACAUCUUAACAAUACUUGUAGGACCUUCGUGGCAUCCUUCACAGCUCGGUAAGACGCUAGAUGUUUUGAUCUGCACUAUUAGUUCUACUACUAUUGCCUUUAAAGGGGUCAUGAAUGCAGGCUUCCUGAUGACCAUACAUGCAAAAACUAAUCCUCCGUGAAUAAAAGCAUGAACAGCUGUUGACACUUGACAUAGAAACAUUUAGUGGCAUCCACUCUCGACGCCCGGCCCAAAGUUGACCCUAACAUUCCUUGGUUGUAUCCUUUGGAAAAAUCAGUGAACUUUAACAACUAUCUGUGGGAAGCCCACCUGCAGGAGUAGGAGAACAACACUCCCAAGGUGGAGCAGAGAGGAGGGGCCGGGGUGGAAAUGUCCUGUGACUUUCCUUUGCUCUCGCUCCUUGGCUGUCUGCCACUGUUGUUCUGUUGUUUUUUAAAGGAUUUUCCUGCUUCCGGUGCCGAGAGAUAAUGACCUUUUUACCGGCAUUAAGCAGCCAAAUGAGACCCUUGAGAGGCUCUUGCAUUCAAGAAAAACAGAAGUCCUGUGGAAGUCUAUCGCCUUUGUUCCACUUUCUGCUCGUACGUUUCUUCAUGGGUGUCUAAAGAAAAACAGCCGGGGCGCCUCUCAGAAGUAUCUGACACUGAAGAUGGAGUGCAGCUGGUUUGUCUGGGGUGUAGUGUGUUGAUUGCACACCGAAUUGUGCGCCUGGAUAUUUAUCAUCAGAGGUGGAUGUUGAGGGACGGGUGCGCCUGGUGAUGGAGAGUGCCCUGACGGCCCGGGACAGGGUCGGCGUGCAGGACUUUGUCCUGCUGGAAAACUACAACAGUGAGGCGGCCUUCAUUGAGAACCUGCGGAGACGCUUCGGGGAAGGCCUCAUCUAUACGUACAUUGGCUCGGUGCUGGUGUCGGUGAACCCCUACAAAGAGCUGGAGAUUUACUCCAAGCAGCAGAUGGAACGCUACAGAGGGGUCAGCUUUUAUGAGAUAUCGCCUCACAUCUACGCAUUGUCAGACACCGCUUACCGAGCCAUGCGGACCGAGAGGAAGGACCAGUGUAUCAUGAUAUCGGGUGAGAGUGGAGCGGGUAAAACCGAGGCGUCUAAGAAGAUCCUCCUCUACUACGCAGUCACCUGCCCCAUCAAUGCGCAUAUGGCGACGCUGGGAGACCGCCUACUGCAGUCCAACCCGGUUCUGGAGGCGUUUGGCAACGCCAAAACAUUUAGGAACGACAACUCCAGCCGCUUUGGAAAAUACAUGGGCGUCCAGUUUGACUUUAGGGGGGCGCCAGUGGGCGGUCACAUCCUAAACUACCUGCUGGAGAAGUCCCGUGUCGUGCACCAGAACCACGGCGAGAGGAACUUCCACAUCUUCUACCAGCUUCUGGAUGGAGGGGACGACAACUUGCUCACCACACUGGCCCUGCAAAGGAACCCUCAGAACUACAGCUAUCUGGUGAAGGGCAACUGUCCCAGACUCAGCUCUGUCAGUGACAAGAAUAACUGGAAAGUCGUGAUGAAGGCUCUGUCUGUUAUUGGCUUCGCCGAGGAAGAAGUGCAGAAAUUGCUGAGUAUCAUCGCCGGUGUUCUCCAUCUGGGAAACACUCAGUUUGGGGAAGGAGAGGAAGGAGAAACUUGCAUCACCACUGAGACACAUGCAACGAAUGUUGCAAAGCUGCUGGGUGUUGAUGUCUCAGCGCUUGGGGAGGCACUCACUCACAAGAAGCUCACCGCCAAAGGAGAGGAGAUGAUCACCCCGCUGAACUUCGAGCAGGCCAUGUCUGCCCGUGACGCCUUAGCCAAGGCCGUGUACGGUCGGACCUUCACUUGGUUGGUGGAGAAGAUCAAUCAGUCGGUGGCUCUGCAGGAGGAAAUCUACCACAGCGGUAAGGGCUGCUCAGUUAUCGGGCUCCUGGAUAUCUACGGCUUUGAGGUUCUGCAGCACAACAGUUUUGAGCAGUUCUGCAUUAACUACUGCAAUGAGAAGCUGCAGCAGCUGUUCAUCGAGCUCACCCUGAGAUCUGAGCAGGAGGAGUACGAGGCCGAGGGAAUAGCUUGGGAGACGGUGCAAUACUUUGACAACAAGAUCAUUUGUGACCUGAUUGAGGAGAAGCACAAAGGCAUCAUCUCCACUCUGGAUGAGGAGUGCCUGAGACCCGGAGAGACCUGUGAUGCUUCCUUUUUGGAAAAGUUGGAGGACACACUGGGCGGUCAUCCCCAUUUUGUCACUCACAAGUUGGCAAAUGGGAAGACUCGCAAGGCAAUGGGUAGGGAGGAGUUCAGGCUGCUGCAUUAUGCAGGGGAGGUCAACUACAAUGUCAACGGUUUCCUAGACAAGAACAAUGAUUUGCUGAACAGGAACCUGAAAGAGGUCAUGUGCCAGUCCCACAACCAGAUCGUAAGUUACUGCUUCCGCAGAGAGGAGGUGAUGGACCAGAAACGCCCAGAGAUGGCCGCCACUCAGUUUAAAAACAACCUGAUGAAGCUUAUGGAGAUCCUCGGGUCUAAAGAGCCAUCCUAUGUGCGCUGUCUCAAACCUAAUGAUGCCAAGCAGCCAGGGAGGUUUGAUGAAGUCCUGAUCAGACACCAAGUGAAGUACUUGGGCCUGAUGGAGAACCUGAGGGUCAGGAGAGCUGGCUUUGCCUAUCGCCGUCGCUUUGAAGCCUUCCUGCAGAGAUAUAAACCACUGUGUCCUGAGACUUGGCCCAAUUGGCACGGCAGACUCGCAGAUGGUGUCUCGACACUGGUCAACCACCUGGGGUACAAAGCAGAGGAGUACAAGCUGGGCAGGUCAAAAAUCUUCAUCCGUUUCCCCAAAACUCUCUUCACCACUGAGGAUGCACUGCAAGCAAAAAAGCCAGAGAUAGCUUUGACCCUGCAGACGUCAUGGAGAGGCUACAGAGAGAGAGCCAAGUACCAACAAAUCAGACGAGCAGUGAUCACGAUCCAGUCCGGGUGGCGAGGGAUGAAAGCACGCAGGAGGGCCAAGAGGCGCCGGGAGGCCGCCGAGUUAAUACGAAAGUUCAUAAAAGGUUUCAUCUACCGCCAUGAGGAUUACUGCCCUGAGAAUGAGUACUUCCUGGAUCAUGUGCGCUAUUCCUUCCUCAAGAAUCUACGUAAAAACCUGCCCAGGAGCGUUUUGGACAAAACAUGGCCGACACCUCCUCCAUCCCUCGUUGAGGCCUCUGAGAACCUGUGGAGAAUGCACAUGAGAAACAUGGUCGUGAAGUAUUGCAAGAGGGUUCAGCCUGAGUGGAGAAAGCAGAUGAUUCAGAAAGUUGCAGCCAGUGAGAUUUUCAAGGACCAGAAAGACAGCUAUCCUCAGGGUGUUGGGAGGCUGUUUCUGGACUCCAGGUUGGAACGUGAACAAAUCAAUCUCAAAGUUGUCCAGACCCUUGGCAGUGACAAAGUGCAGUACGGCGUACCAGUCGUAAAGUAUGACAGGAGGGGUUUCAAGCCUCGCCCUCGCCAACUGCUGCUCACGAACACCUUUGCUGUGCUGGUGGACAAGACCAAGAUCAAACAGAGGAUUGACUACGCUGCUCUCCGGGGCAUCUCUGUGAGCUCUCUCAGCGACGGGAUGUUUGUUCUGCACAUGCCCAAUGAGGACAAUAAGCAGAAGGGUGAUGUGGUACUGCACUGCGACCAUGUGAUCGAGCUGGUGACAAAACUAGCCAUGAUGGCCAGCAAGGUGAACUACGUCAACAUCAACCCGGGCAGCAUAACGUUCGCUGUGGCUCGAGGCAAAGAAGGAAUCAUCGAUUUCGUCAGGGGUUCGGAGCUAAAGGUGGCCAAAGGCAAGCGAGGACAUCUGCUAGUGAUUGCCCCUCAGAUAAACAACAUAUGAAGAAACCGAAAACAGCAACCAGGCAAAUGAUAAUCCUUGCAGCCAACUGAAGGGACUGCCAGUGUGAUAGUUUGUAGCAGCCGGGACGAUACCACAAGCACACAGAACCAACUCAACAGAAGGAAGACCCCUUUCAUAUGCAUCAUCGUAUUUACAAGAAUUAUUUUAAUGUUGCAAUAAUGACCUUUUUUUUUUUUCUUAGAAUAGAAAAUCAUAACAUGAAGUUGUCACUGUUCAAUCAUUUGCUUUAUUUCUUUAUUGUGAUUCAUACAUAAAUAUAUUUCCACUUUAUAAAAUAUAAAAUAUAAUAAUGUAAAACACUAUCUCUACAUUGUGAGAGUCAUAAAAGAAACAAUUUAUAAUAAAUAGCAUGUCAAUAAAUAUGUCAAUAAAUACACAAAAAAUAUUUGGAAAGUCCUGUAGAAUGGAGGGGGAAACACGUAAUGUCGGGAAGUCCUUUCUGGGAGCUUAUUGCUAACUUACCGUUAGAGGUGAGAAAGAAACUUCGGGAAAUACCCAAGAAAACCCUUAAAUAUACAGUAAAACACGGAUAGCUAAAUAAGAGUGUGUGAACAUCUGCACUAAAACAAUGAUGAAAAUGAUCACAACCACUAUUCCAGCUAGUUGUUGAUCGUCAGUUCAGGCGUUCUUCUGUGUGUGUGUUGGGUGCCGUUUUUUUUUUCUUCUUUUCAGUAAGUUUUUGAAGCCAGAAAGAGGAAGUCUCUUGCCAGCUUGGUGAGGUAAAGGUCUAGAUCCCGCAGAACGAUGUAACCCUCCACUCUGCUGUCCCAUACUGUUUUGGAUCUGGUCUGUGGGUUGGGGGGUGUAGUAGGAAAGGUUGGCUUUGUCCAAGAACUAUUCUUGUAACUCAUCUGAAGAAGAAAGAAAAACAAUUUCUCAUCAGA
This is a messenger RNA of Gasterosteus aculeatus aculeatus (three-spined stickleback), 5670 nucleotides long. The record is from RefSeq and is a predicted model, not a curated record. Lineage: Eukaryota; Metazoa; Chordata; Actinopteri; Perciformes; Gasterosteidae.